This is a messenger RNA of Aspergillus calidoustus, 8064 nucleotides long. NCBI's taxonomy places the organism in Eukaryota, Fungi, Ascomycota, Eurotiomycetes, Eurotiales, Aspergillaceae. The record is from the annotation of a GenBank genome assembly.
CAUUCAAGAGAUCAAAGAGAUUCUCCGCUGCGUGCUCGUUGAGGAUGACUCUUUGCACAUUCAACGCUAUAAAUGCUGCGUCGACCAGCGUGCUUAACAUGUAAUCUCAAGACAGAAACUAGGAUACCUUUGCCCAGUAAUAUGCAACCUCCAAAACAGACAUCAACACCGGGCGCUCUUCAGCCGUUGGCGGUUGUGGGUUACGCCCUCCGCUACCCCGGUGAUGCCACGAAACCCGAGAAGUUCUGGGAGAUGCUCAUGACACGAAAAUGUGCAUCGACACGGUACCCAGCCGACCGUCUGAAUAUCGAUGCACAUUACAACCCUACGACCAAGAGGGCCGACACACUGUCCGUAGACGGCGGCCAUUUCAUCACAGGUGACCUCGGCGCCUUUGAUCCGGCCUUCUUCUCACUCACAGCAACCGAAGCCGAGGGCAUGGACCCUCAGCAGCGACUCGCACUCGAGGUGAGCUACCAAGCGCUUGAGAAUGCGGGUAUCUCGUUGAAUGCCGUGUCAGAGACAAAAACAUGUGUGUUCUCAGGUUGCUCCGCGAAUGACUAUGGCACGAUGCAUGCGAAGGAUCCGCAGGCGGCGGGCAAGCACGUGGCGUAUAGUCAGGCCAUGUGCAUGAUUGCAAACCGCAUCAGUUGGGCGUUCAACCUGCGCGGCCCUAGCGCAAAUGUUGAUACGGCGUGCUCGAGCAGUCUCGUUGCGCUUGAUAUGGCGUGUCAGUCCAUCUGGAGCGGCGCGUCGACGAUGGGUCUCGCUCUUGGCAUCAAUCUGAUCAUCGCCCGGGAAUGGUCAAACGGACUGGACAACCUCGGCUUCUUCUCCUCCGACAACCGCUGCUAUAGCUUCGGCGAGCAAGCAAACGGCUACUCGCGCGGCGAAGGUCUCGGCGCACUAAUCAUCAAGCCCCUCGACGAUGCAAUCCGCGAUGGCGACACAAUCCGCGCACCAAGCCGCACAGCACAGCAGAAGCUCAUUGAGGACACGUAUCUGCAUGCGGGCAUCUCCCUUGCGUCGACGCGGUACUUCGAGGCACAUGGUACGGGUACGGCGGUUGGGGAUCCGACGGAGGUCAGAGGAAUAGGUGCUGUUUUUCGAGGAUAUCGCUCGGCCGAUGAGCCAUUGUACCUAGGCUCCGUGAAAUCCAACAUAGGCCAUCUUGAAGGUGGCAGUGGAAUUGCCGGUGUCAUCAAAGUAAUCCUCUCCCUGGAGAAGGGGCUCAUCCCGCCUGUCAGCGACUACUACAAGCGGCUGAACCCGCGAAUUGAUGCUGAGCAUCUAAACAUACAGGUCGUCUCAGAAGCUAUAGCCUGGCCGCCGGGGCUACGCCGAGCUUCUGUCAGCUCGUUCGGCUUUGGCGGUGUAAAUAGCCAUGUCGUUCUCGAUGAUGCGUACCACUACAUGAAAGCGCGCGGUCUUGACGGAAAUCAUUGUACAGUCGUUGACACUUCGGUCAUUCGUCGCUCGAUGCCAGACGACAAUUACGACACUGAAGUUACGAAUGGGAAUAUUGACGGGCAUUCAACUGGAGCGGCGGCUAAUGACCACUCGUACGGACAUGUUAAUGGCAACGGAGAGAUUGGUCAUACGAACGGGACAAGAAAUGGCACAGCGAAUGGUGUAAUAAACGGACACGCCACAUGUCCCGAAGAAUCCUCUCUGCACCUCCUUACCUGGUCUGCCGCAGACAAGGAUGGUCUGAGCCGACUCGCUGGGGACUGGGAAACAUACCUCGACACGUCCUGUCAAUCCGCCAGAGAUCCGCGGUCCCAUCUGGCCAGUCUGGCGCAUACGCUGAACGAGCGACGCACACAUCACCCUUGGCGUACUUUUGCCGUCGCUGAGCAUAAUUCCCCAGGCAAAGAGGUGGUUGACUCGUGGACCCCACCCGUGCAGUCAAGUGCUGAUGUUUCGGUUGGGUUUGUCUUUACCGGGCAAGGCGCCCAAUGGCCGACCAUGGGCAGGGAACUCCUAGCGCGGUACUCCGUAUAUCGUCAGUCAAUUAAGGAGGCAAGCGUGUACCUUCGCUCUCAGGGUGUUGAAUGGGAUCUGCUAGAUGUCCUUCAAGCCGACAAGGGGAUAUACCCAAUUGACGAGCCGGGGUUCGCACAGCCACUCUGCACCGCGAUCCAGAUAGCACUAGUUGAUCUGCUGGACACAUUUGGAGUCUCUCCAAGUGCCGUUGUAGGCCACUCAUCUGGUGAAAUUGCCGCCGCGUACUGCUACGGGGCAAUUUCGCGCCACUACGCAUUGAAGCUUGCCUACUUCAGGGGGGUAUUCGCUGGCAAGCUCGCGACAACAUCUACAAUGACGGGCGCGAUGAUGGCCGUAUCCUUAUCCGCAAAGGAGAUCCAGCCAUACCUUGCUGGGCUGCGCGAAGGCGAAGAAGUCGCCGUCGGCGUUGUAGUGGGCUGCUUCAACAGCCCAAAGAGUAUUACCCUGUCCGGUGACCGCGCCCAACUCGAGAAGUUGCAGGUACGAUUGAAGGAGGAAAAUGUCCUUGCGCGGCUUCUGCCUGUACCUGUCGGGUAUCACUCGUUUCAAAUGCAGGAGGUUGCGGCGGGCUACGCUGCUGCUGUUGGAGAUGACGAACCACUUUCUGUGAAGCGCACAACACGCUGCAGGAUGGUUUCCUCUGUGCAUACGCGGUGGGUUUUAAAGGAGGAACUCUCCCAGGCGAAGUACUGGGUGACUAAUCUCGUCUCACCUGUUCGGUUUGUCGAUGCGGUGCGCAAGUUCCAGUCCCGUGCUGCCCCGGCGCUGAUCAAGAAGCUGGACGGGUCUCAUCGCGAGUCUGCUGUCGUGGACGUGCUUGUUGAAAUUGGCCCACAUGCUGCGCUCCGGGGACCAUGUCGGGAUACCCUUCUCGCCGCAAAUGCAUCCGCACGAGUAGAGUAUCUCUCUGCCCUCGUGCGGAACACGAAUGGAUCGCGCACCCUCCUCCAGGCCAUUGGGCGGCUGCAUUGUCUUGGAGCGAAGAUUGAACUGGGCGCCGUGAAUCUCGCUACUGGGGCAGAGAAAGUACUCACUGAUCUAACGGCGUACAGCUUCAACCACGCCAAAUCGUAUUGGCAUGAGGGGCGAACGAGCAAGGGGUUCAGGUUCCGCAAGUAUGGACGGCACGAACUCCUGGGCUGGCCGGAAGACGAUUGGAACCCUCUGCAGCCCAAGUGGAGUAAUAUCCUCCAGUCUUCUGAUCCAGUCUGGGUCCGAGACCACGCAAUUGAUAAUGUCACCAUUCUUCCUGGUGCCGCGAUGAUAACCAUGGCCAUUGAAGCAAUCAAGCAAGUCACUGAGCCCGCGUCAAGCAUCACCGGGUUUGAGCUUAAAAACGUCAACUUCCGCGCAGCCCUCAAAGUCAUUCCCGGUGGACCAGGCGUCGAGACGCGCUUCUAUCUACAUCCACCAGCCGCAGGCUCCGACCGGAACUGGUUCGAUUUCAGACUGUGCAGCUACGAUGGGUCCUGGGUAACAAACUGCGAUGGCUCGAUCCAGGCUGUUACCACACCAAAACCCACUGAGGCUGUGUCCCCGGCUCUGGCUGACGACCAGGCGACAUUGAUCCCUGAUCUGACGAGGUCGUGCACGACGGCGCUCGACGCAGACCGGUUCUACGAAAUGCUCGGAUCAUUCGGAUACCAAUUCGGCCCUGCAUUCGUGCGAAUCUCUAGUAUUGCCUGCGACGACGAGAGCCAAUUGCUUUCGGAUAUUGCACCCUAUCCAGCCGAGAACCCGCAUUGGACGGAAACUUACACCGUGCACCCUACUACGCUGGAUGGACUGAUGCAGACGAUUCCCACACUUCGAUCCCGAGGCGGACAGCGGAAGGUUCCAAUCUCCGUCCCACGCCAUGUGUCCCGCGCUUGGAUCUCGAGCUCGGGGCUUACCUCACAAGACUGUACGGCGAUCAGAGUGGGAACGAAGAUUGAGAGUCUCGGCCGCCAGGAGUGCGUCUCGAAUAUCGCGGCGUUUACAUCUAAAGGCGGAGAAAGGCUCAUUCGACUGGAGCGCGUUGUGUUUGCGAAUAUUGACUCGCAGGCACCGCAGGGAGACGAAGAUGGCAGCGCCCCUCCCUUGAAGUGUCAACAUAUCGAGUGGAAACCAGACCUAGACCUCAUGACAGCUGAGCAGAUCCAGAAGUACUGCAGCGAUGCGGCCGUAGGGGACAAUGCAGAGAAAUCUGCGAUGCUCCGCUUCAACAUUGACACCGUCGUCGACGGGUUCAUCUCACGCGUUGCCAGCGUAUUAUCUGCGACUGGCCGUACCACCAAGGACAACAUUCCCACCGUGAUGGACACAUAUAUCGACUGGAUUUGCCAAGAAAGCAAAGCUCUCGGCAUCUCCUCGUUCACGUCGCGAUCCAACGAUAUUACGCAGCGGAUUGUGGACGAAGAGCGCUUCGAGCAGAUGUUACGCGCGGGGGGGCAGCUCGACGCGAGUGAUAUACUUUCAACUGAACUGUUCGAAGCUGCCCGUGUCGAAGUUUGGGAACAAGCCCCCGGUGCGCAGUGCUGGGCCGCAUACCUGGACGCCCUGGCGCACAAGCAUCCUGGGAUGAAGAUUCUCGAGGUUGAUGGCGUGACAGGCUCUACUGCAAACUCGAUCGUCUCUACUCUGAAGCUUGGAUCAGCGGAAGAAGCUGAAGUCCCCCGGUUCGCUCAACUGGAUAUAUCUGGAUCGGACAGUGACCUCGAUAGUCUUCGCGAGAGUCUGGGUGAGUUCGGUAGUCGCGUAUCCUUGAAAGACAUGGAUAUUAUUCACCAGAGUGCCUCACCUGACGAAUAUGAUCUUAUCGUUUUGUAUUCGACGGCGAUGCGUGGGCCAGCGCGGGAGAGCGCUCUACGGAACUGUCACUCUAUGCUUAAAGCAGAUGGAAAGCUCGUGGUCAUCGAGACCGUCACUGCCCAACCUCGUCGACACACCUUCAUCCACGGCCUGCGCGAGUCAGUCGUGGAGGAGAAAGACGCCGGAUUCGAUACACGAACGGGCGAACCCACCAAGGUAGGGUCAGACCCUUGCAGUGUAGAGGCCUGGGAUCGAACGCUGCGCGAUACUGGCUUUUCGGGGGCCAAUCUGGUUUUCCCGAACCACACCGACAACGCCUCCGACGAGAUGAGCAUCAUCGUGUCGGCAGCAGAGCCACGGGAUAUCCCACAGCCUAUCUGUCCGAUUACGAUCGUAUCGGACCCUGAGAUCCCCGGACAGGGCGAGAUUGCCGCAAAGCUGGCUGAACUGCUGGGGCCUGCGAAUGUCGAUCAUUAUUCCCUGGAAGAGGCGCUUACAGUGGAUAUUGCUGCUGAAAGUAUAAUGUGCGUACUAAGCGAGAUUGGACAGCCAGUCCUGGCGAAUAUCACAGACCAAAAGUUCCAACACCUCCAGCAACUUUUCUCCUCAUCUGCCGAGAAGGUCCUUUGGGUGAAUUCUGGGUCUGGAGACUCAUCAUCUCCAUCUUUCCGCGCCAUUGACGGUCUCUUCCGGGUGCUCAACUCGGAGCUUACUGCAAAGACUUUUGCUACGCUAUCCAUUGAGGAAGCCCCAGAUAAUGCGGAUGCCAUAUCCCGAGUCAUUCGAUCCAUGGCGAACUCUCCGUGUCCCGAAACUGAAUACGUCGAGCGCUCGGGCCUUUUGCACAUCCCUCGCUUGAUCAACGCAACUGAAACUUCGCACUCUCUAUCGGAGAAGCAGCCAUCCCAAGCCCUAACCCUGCAAUCCUGGAACGCCGAGUCCGCCCGUAAGCUCUCCAUCAAGACCCCCGGUCUCCUCGACAGCAUCCACUUUAUCGAAGACACAGACCGCCAGUCCCCACUGCCAGCGCACAUGUUCGAAGUGAAAGUCAAAGCCGUCAGCGUCAACUUCCGCGACAUCCUCAUCAUGCUGGGGCGGAUGGACCAGACGACCGUCGGCUUUGAGUGUGCGGGAAUUGUCACACGUGUCGGGGAAGACUGCGGCGAUUUUAAAAUCGGAGACCGCGUCUUGGGCUGCGAGUUUGAUACGUAUCGCAGCUAUGCGCGGUUGCAGAGGGAUACGGCCGUGCGGAUUCCGGAGGGGAUAUCCUUCACCGAGGCCGCGGCGAUUCCCAUCAAUUUCAUCACGGCGUGGCAUGCGCUUGUUGCGUUGUCGAAUGUGCAGCGUGGGGAGCGUGUUUUGAUUCACUCUGCUGCUGGUGGCACGGGCCAAGCUGCCGUGCAGGUCGCGCAGUACUUCGGAGCUGAGGUGUUUGCCACGGUUGGCAACGUCAAGAAGAAGCAGUUCCUCAUGGAGAGAUACGGGAUCCCCGAGACGCACAUAUUCUCCAGUCGGACGCUCGAAUUCGUCCGUGGGAUCAAGCACCUCACCGGCGGGCAAGGGGCGGAUGUUGUUCUCAACUCGCUCUCCGGCGACGCCCUGACAGCCUCCUGGGAAAUCAUCGCUCCGUACGGGCGGUUCAUUGAGAUCGGCAAGCGCGAUAUCCUUAAUCAUCGACCACUCGAUAUGUAUCACUUUGAGAAGAACGUCACUUUCAGCGCGAUCGACGUCGCGAUGAUGGUCAAGGAGCGGCCAGCACUUGUUGGGCGUGCGCUGAGGGCAGUCAUGCCUUUGAUUGCGAGCGGAGCGCUGCGAAUCUCCAGCCCUCACCACGUGUACGGUAUUGGUGAGAUGGAAACAGCAUUUCGCGCUCUGCAGGGUGGGCAGAGCUCCGGUAAAGUAGUGUUAGAAAUGCGUGAUGCGGAUAUUGUGCGGGCAAUUCCAGCUGUGUCAGCUGUGCAGCAAAAGUCGUUUGACGCCAACGCUACAUACGUCGUAGCCGGUGGGCUUGGGGGUCUCGGCAGGGGCAUUGUACGGUGGAUGGUCUCGUCCGGUGCGCGAUACUUUGUCUUGCUGUCGCGCAGCGGUGCAAAGGAUGAGGACGCAAAAUCCUUCUUGCAAGAACUGGCGAGCAGCGGUGUUACAGCGAUGGCAACCCCGUGUGAUAUCACCGAUUACUCCAUGCUCGAGGCUGUCCUCGGAGCCGCAUCACAUUGCAUGCCUCCGGUCAAGGGGUGUAUACAGGCUACCAUGGUUCUGCAGGACACAAUCUUCGAAACAAUGACCCACAAGCAAUGGACUUCAGCAACAGCCCCCAAGAUCACCGGAACCUGGAACCUGCACACCCUCCUCCCCUCAAACCUCGACUUCUUCAUCAUGAUGUCCUCUAUCUCCAGCAUAAUCGGCAACCGCGGACAGGCUAACUACGCGGCUGCAAACUCGUUCAUGGAUGGCCUCGCUGUCCACCGCCACGCGCAAGGCCAGCGCGCGACGUCGCUAAACCUAGGUCUAUUCCUCGACGCUGGUGUCGCGACGCAGGCUGCUGCGCAGCGGGAGAGAUAUCUGGCGAAUUUGCCGUUUAGUCCGAUCUCGGAAAGCCAGCUUCAUGCGCUGUUGGCGUAUCAUUGUCACCCUGGCACAGCCUCGUCGGAAGGCUCAUCGGCAGCGCAGACAAUAAUGGGCCUGCAGCCCUCUGCUCACGGCAGACCCUGGGACCCAGAGACAGAGACCUGGCUGGCCCGCCCAGCAUUCCGCUACUUUGCGCUCGCGAACACCUCGAGUGGCUCCGCCACGUCCUCCUCAUCAGGAACCACCAACAGCGGGGGCAACCUAGGCGCUGAACUGGCCUCUGUCUCCACAUCUGAGGAAGCUGCGCCAAUCGUCACACAACUACUCGUCUCGAAGUUAGCCAAGGUGCUCGGUGUAGCUAAGGAAGAAUUCGAUGUGAAGAAACCGAUGCAUGCAUACGGGGUCGACUCGCUCGUUGCAGUAGAGAUGCGCAACUGGUUUGCGAAAGAGCUGAAGGCGGAUAUGGCCAUCUUCGAUAUGCUUGGUGGGGCGACGAUUGAGGGUGUUGGGGCUCUGGCGGCGGAGAGGGCGUUGGCGAGGAGGUAGAGUACCUGUAGUAUGUAUAUAGCGAUGGUAUUUACAGGGGAUGUGGUAUUUCUCCCUCCGUUGAUAACAUCUCUUUGAUAUAUUAGAUAUUAGGCCUCGGGCACCAAGUAAUUUAGUCCAGAAAUAUAUGCUUUUGUUCAACAAACGAUUUCC